CCGGGAAUAAAUAGGUCGUCAAAAUCGCGGUCGGUCCGGUCAUACUUCUCGCGUUUACGAUUCAACGUCAUCUGAUAGCUGAUUGAGUGAAUGAUGUCUCAGCAUCAUCAACCGUGUCUCAAGUGACCAAUGUCGAGUGCGUAUCUGUGGUGACUAGUAGAGCUACUCUUCAAACACACCACGCUUUUGAAAUUUCUUGUCGUUUGAGAAAAUUAUAAUCGGACACUCCUUGUUUUCAAGUUGUCAUUGAAAACGUGUUUUCCAAUUUCGAAUUUCAUUUGGCGAAGAUCAUCAUAGAACUGUCCGUGAUUUCACAAAUGUUGGGGUUUCUUGAAACAGUGAUAUCUGACGGGGAAUUAUAUCCUGGUAACAAUUGUUAAGAAUAUCAUAACUAAACACUUCGCACUUCCAUAAGGAAUGUGUUAUAGGACUGUGUUAUCGAGUUAUAACACUUAUUUGAUUGUAACACUCCACAAGGGGAUCCAUUUCUGUUGAACAGUUAACUUUUAUCUGGUUGAACAGUUCACCAUUCAUUCCUGUUUAAUAUCUAUCAUAUUGAAUAUUAAAGUGACAUUUUAGUAAGUCAAGAAAAGGACAGUCUCAGGCAGAUUGGACUAUCAAUCACUGGGAAUGUAGAAUCUAUUAUGUCGGUUGGGAAUCCCUGAGUGAUAUACUGAGAGAACUCAGGAGAUUUCAUAUAAAUAUAUCGUCAUCACAUAACAUAAUCUUGGUUCUGGAGAGAUGAGUUACCGAGUGCAUUAUUCAUGGUUUCAGGAUAAAAUCAAAGAAAUCUCAGUUUUCAAUGAUUAGAUACAUUAUUUCAUCAAGAAGAAAGGAAUGUUUAGAUGAGCUUAAUACAAAUGAUUAUGUACUCCGGAUACAUUACUUAUCCUGAAUAAUGAGUUAAAUCAUAUUGUCAAAAGUUAUUGUGGUGAUCAACGAAAUGAGAUGUAGCUAUUCAUGAGUUUUGAGCUUUAAACUUCAAAUCACAGAAUAUUAUUUUAUUCUUCGAUCAAUACUGCAAGGAGGAACUGAUCUAGAACUGUAGAUGAUACAUGAAAAACGAAUUUCAUCCGACAGAUGAAUGAAUAAGAAUUUAAAAAAGUGGAAGAACUACUUCUAUUCUUAAUUAGUACAUAAAUAUACAAAUUUGUUUAUUCAUUAGAGAAUUUUGAACUAAAAAUGAGCGGUUAAAAUAAGAACUUUGAAAAAAAAAUUAAUUCAUUCUAAUCAGUGCGUGAACAAAUUUUCAAAAGUAGAUAUUUUUCACAGUGUAUGAUAGAUUUGUUGAAGCAUGUUUAGCAAUCGCCGUUAAGUGAGGGGUGGUUAAGUACGGUAUGUUGUUCUAGCCUAUUUAUUCAGUCGAUGUCCUUGUGGAUAGCGGGAGACUUGUUGCUUUUGUUGAUCUGUUUAUACGUUCUUAGUAUUCAUUGAAGGGCCUCACCCCAUCGGAAAAGUUAGCCUGACUUUAGUCGCAACAGAACAAUCAAUAUUGACAGAUCUACUCCUUCCACCUGGAAAAAAAACGUGGAAAAACUUCACUCUGUCAAAGUGUCAGUCAUAUUGUGUCCGUGACACAGUAUCUAUCAGCUCAAAGCAUGUAAAGUGAUUGUCAUACAAACAAUGGAUCUCGACAAGGCACAUUCUAAAAUUUUGUUAAUACUCAGAAAAAUAACUGCUUUAUGUAAUACAGCUGGAUAGGUAGAAUUUGCUUGGUAGAGUGAACUUUCGUAUUGAAAACUUAGUGAGUUCAUCAGUGAGUUUAUUUGAAUUAUCGAGGAAAGUGAUCAUUGAAAAUUUAUACCUCUUAGAAAAUGAUAGAUUUCAGUAGAGAUAAUAAAUAGAGAAUGACAUCUCAAACUAAUCGAAUGGAAGUGGAAGAUUGAAAUUGCUCAAGAGCUCGUAACGAUUUCUAUUUCUAAUAUUGUUGUAUCUAGACUUCUAUUGUAUCUAUUCGUCAAGCGAACUAUUGUGAAAAAAAAUAUCAUAGGCUACUGCUGCUUAGUUUAACUGUAUUAGAUUCCUCUUGAAUAUCAUAUAGAAGAAUUUGAUCUUCGUAGUAUUGAAAGAUUUUUAUAAGUAGAAAAAUCCCAAUGCAAAAGCUCUGGAGGUGCUAUAACACUCGAGAAGUGUCUGUCUAUAUUAGAUGGGUAAGUAUAGCGGAAACCAAUAAUUGAUAGUAGAGUCAUACAAAAUUGGUCUUCUGAGAUAUUUCAGAAUGUUCAUUGAAAUGUGUGCUUUGGAAAUGUGAGACUGUAUAUUUUCUAGUUUACUCAAGAACACAGCUCUUCAGCUCUUGAAGAUUUCCAAACUACAGAUUCUCAAGUGUAGCCUAUAAGAAAAAACUCGUCUACAAUAGUGUUAAGUUUCAAUAUUCACCAAAUCUGGUUAAUAUUCGACAAACAGCUCAAAACAGUGAUAGUCCACCAAUAUUGAAUUGAACUCAACAAAGCGUGUAUCUCAGACUCUCAUGGAUAGAUGUAUUGUUCUUCAGUUGCCUGAAGUAUAACUGUGGUAGACCAAAUUCAAGUUUUAUUAGUAGUUCACGUAAUUAGUGAGUUCUUGACUCCCCCCGUAGUGAUCUUCUCUCAAAUUGAACUCAAACUAUCAUUUUACAUCACGUUCUAAUAUUACCUCAAGCUCUACCAGAUUCAAACAUCAAGACUUUCUGUAUCUUCCACCUGGUCGCAUCAAUUCAAAACUGUUCUGUUAAAAUGGCUCAUUCGCGCAAAAGACAAUGCACCAAAAGGAUAGAAAUGUGACACUAGUCGAGUUCAAAUUUGGCUUGCGAUGAGCGUGUUGAGCAACGUGACUUCACUGCUGGACAUCUUUGCCGUCGACGAGUGGAACUCCUCGCUUCAGCUGCUCAACUCCUCGCACAACGCGACUGGCGACUCGCUCGGCGACGACAAGAACUACUGGGCGCUCAUCCUCAUGCUGUUUCCGUUCCUCACACUGUUCGGCAACGUGCUCGUCAUCCUCAGUGUCUACCGGGAGCGCAGUCUGCAGACGGUCACCAACUACUUCAUCGUCAGUCUGGCAAUUGCUGAUCUACUCGUGGCUGUGCUCGUCAUGCCCUUUGCUGUUUAUGUUCUGGUGAAUGGAUCGUGGAGCCUUCCAGCUUUCGUUUGUGAUUUUUAUAUAGCGAUGGAUGUCACUUGCUCCACAUCAUCUAUUUUCAACCUAGUCGCAAUCAGCAUAGAUAGGUACAUAGCCGUCACACAGCCGAUCAAGUACGCGAAGCACAAGAGCAAUCGCCGGGUGACGCUGACGAUUGUGCUGGUGUGGGCGAUCAGCGCGGCGAUUGGCAGUCCCAUCGUGCUCGGCCUCAACAACACCCCCGAUCGGGUGCCCGACCUCUGUCUCUUCUACAACUCCGACUUCAUCAUCUACUCGUCGCUGUCCUCCUUCUACAUCCCCUGCAUCAUCAUGGUCUUCCUCUACUACAACAUAUUCAAGGCACUUCGGAAUAGAGCUAGAAAAGCGAAAGCGGCUAGAAAAACUAAUAUAGCUGAGCUGAAGCCGGGAAUUGUGAUAGAGAACGUAGCGCAGACGAGGAGGUUAGCCGAGACGACGCUGGUCGCUUCCUCAGCUCUCGUGCCAACGGCUACCAGCCUAGAGGACGAGAGACCCACCAACACUGGCUCUGGCAGUCAGGAUGAAGACGAAGAUGGAGAUAGGUCUCCUGGCUCAGAUGACUGUCAUAUUAUUCCAAACGAUAAAUCAACCGAAUUUAUUUUAGCAACAGUAGUUGAAGAAAGUCAGGUUGUAGUGAACCUGGCGACACCUGCCACAUUACUAAUAGCAGACCCAAACGGCAACAACGACUCAGGUUAUGCGCCUUCCAACAUGGAGGAGACGGCACUCCAUGUGACUCCUCCCGCCAGCCCUCAUCAGAAAACGCCUGAUGAGAAAGUAGCAAAGGUGACAGUGAAGCGGAACGGGUCGACGGGCUCGGAAGUGCCAUGCACGCCGUGCACCCCGCUGUCAGCGACCGCCCCUGCCGGCACCGGGUCCAUCCUGAAGCGAGCCUUCUCGUCGAGUGUGCGAACCAUGUCCGAGGACGAGACCUGCACGGGCUCGUCCAAGAAGGAGCGCAAGGCGUCGGCCGGCAGUCGCUUCACCAUCUACAAGGUCAACAAGGCCAGUCGCAAGAAACGCGAAAAGUCCUCGGCCCGCAAGGAGCGCAAGGCCACUAAGACGCUCGCUAUUGUGCUCGGUGUGUUUCUAUUCUGUUGGGUGCCGUUUUUCACGUGCAACAUAAUGGACGCGAUGUGCACCAAACUGGGCGCAGAGUGCCAGCCGGGGGUGGCCGCCUUCAUCCUGACCACGUGGCUCGGUUACAUGAACAGUUUCGUCAAUCCAGUCAUCUACACUAUUUUUAAUCCGGAGUUUAGAAAAGCUUUCAAAAAACUGAUGGCCAUCGGUACAUGAUCUACAAUGGACACCUUUUCGGGUAUGACCAUCGAGGCCCGUGGAGUCUCUUCAGUAGGUCAAAACUAGCCGACUUUUUUCUACCAAUAGUGCUGAUAAUAAAUUACGAUUAUCAAAAAUUGAAUUUAUAUACAGGUAACAAGCUUUAACUGUUUAUUUGAUGAAAUGUUUUUAUAUUGUUAUAACUUGUCACAUUCAUGCGAUAAUCAAGAUAUCAAUUCUCCUCUGACAAAUAAUAUUUCAUUUUUUUGCUAUUAAAAAGAACGACUAGCAGUUGGAUUUUUUCGAUAAUUAUUGAAUUUAUUCACUCACUGGACAACGAGAUCUUUCGGCAGGUCCGCCAUCUUCCUGGUUAUCAACCAGUUCUUCUAGCUGGUUGUCAACCAGAAAGAUAGCGGACCUGCCGAAAGAUCUUGUUGUUCAAUGAGUGAAUAAAUUCAAUUAUCGAAAAAAUCUAACUGCUAGUCGUUCUUUUUAAUAGCAAAAAAGUGAUUUAAUAAUCAGCAGUUUGUGAUGGAAAACAACAUUGAAGAAUUAAUCUUUCGUCUUAAACCUUUAUUGAUUUUUUGUGUUGUCAAUAAUUUUUGACUGUCAAUUAUCAUGACAUGAUUUUCUAUAGCUAAGAUACCUCAUCAUAAUCGUUAUAUCAUUUCAAAGUCGUUUUUCUCACUGUACCCUAAACAAUUUAAUUAUUUUUAAUUGAUUAUGCUGAUGUUGUUUAUACAUCAUUUUUACUAUUGCAGAAUUAUAUCAAUUUUUAUACUAUUUAGGAGAACGAUUAUCACAACCAACUUGUAAACACAUUCCAUUCCACUUUCAUGUUUUUAUGAACAGAGGCCUACUGUAUCACGCCUCCCUCAGUUCUUUCUCAUAUUACCGUAUCAAAAAUGAAUCGUCAUAGCCCACCAUGGUUUUUUUCUUCAUCAGCCAAAUUUUCCUCUAUUGUAUAAAAUUUUAUACGAUAUACGUGUACAUACAUCAGCAUCGAUGAUUAAUCACUCAAAUUCUCAAAUACAUUCCAAGUAAAUUAUAUGACGCAGCACUUUUUUCUUGAGACUACAAGGAGACACUGAGGUAUGAAGACUAACAGUUGAAAUCAGUUUAAAAUAUUUUUCAAGGCUGGUGCUUAUUCAAGCAUUCUGAAGGUUGAACCAAAAGUUUCAAAAUAAUGCUUGUGAUAUGGAUUACAGUUUAAAGGAAGUUCAAAGAUAUUUUGGUAUUAUGAGUAGGAUAUUAUGUCCAUUAUCCAAUAAUGAAUAUCCAGAUUUCAUUUUCACAAUGAUAUUUCUUAGACCAUUUCUUAUAUACGAAAAAAUAAUCCCAUCCGGAUAACAUUCCAUUUUCUAUUUGACUGCUUAGUUCAAUAACACACGCUUAUUUAUUCCUCAAUGAAUAUCAUUAUACAUAUUUUCAGUUAAUAAUAACUGUAACCAUCUAGUAGGCCUACGUCCAUUGGGCUGUUGUGCUCAAGCAAUUACAUCCAUUGAAAAUACAUUAAAUAGAACCUACUGCUACAGAAAUUUUUUUGAGUCAAGUCCAAUGUAUUUUUUCGGAUUUAUGAUGUGAUAACUAAAAGUCGAUCGUAGGUUUAUGUGAUUAUCAUCAGUUCCUGUGAUAAAUAUUUCUUCAAAUUGAAAUUCGAUGACUCGAAUUUUCUGUGUUUACAAGGAUUUUAAUCCUUGAAUGACCUAAAACAAAUGGAGGUUGAUACUGGGUAAAUAUUUGACUCAAUCGUUUUACAUUCGAGAGCACCUAUUAUAUUUCAAAUUAAUGAUUAUUAUCAUAUAAAACAGUAGGAUAAAUAAAUACCUGGAUUGAUUUCUAGUUGAAAUAAAUGACAAUUAAUUUAUUGUUCAUUACUUGCACGUUUUCAUUUGCCGUACAUUUUCCUAGUUAACUAGAAAUUAUGAGAAAGUCUUUGAGAAUUGAAAUCUUGAUUGGUAUUCCUUGAUCGGGUGACGUGAGCUUGAUGGAUAGUAUUUAUUGAAUGUUAUACUAUUUUUAUUAUUUUGUAUAUCGAAAGUCUAGGUUCAGUUCAUAUACUGUAAUAGUUUUAAGAAUGAUUUCUUUGCUCAUUCACAUAGCAUAUAUGUCUCAAUAUAAAUAAUAUAUAUGUGAUUACUGUGAAAGUGAACUAAUCAAUUUUAUUAAGAUGAAAAUAAUAUGAUUGUGAUAUUAUGCUGAAUUUUCGUAGAAUAUUUUAUAUGGACGACGAUAUAAAUUAAAGAGAUAUAUUCCCAAUAAUGGAGAAUUUCCAAGUGUGUAAAUAUUGUAAAAAUUUGAAGUUUCAAUUGAAAUAUAGGCUAUAUACACCAUGAGAAUUAAUUCCAUGUUGAUAUACUCGAAAAAACGAAUGUGAAUAACAUAAAAUAGCCUACAUCUUGAAGAUGAAUGUAAAUAGAAGAUGAGAAUCAUCUCAAAGAUGAAUGAUUAAGUUUUACUUUUAUUAUUGUAGUUAAAAUUAUUCAAUGAUUUUGAUGAUAAAUGUAAAUAAUACGAGCUCGAAAUAAUUUUAGUGAAUAUCGUUUAUAACAAUCUAGUUAAAUAAAAUAGGUAAUCUGUUGGGAAAUGAUAUUACGAAUAUUGUGAACUACCUACUGAAAAGUAAUGUACCUAAUAUAAUAAUUAUUGUUUGUAUAGCCUGUGAAUAUAAAUAUUUGAAUUAGUUGAUUUGAUUGAUUAGUAUUCUUAUAGAUAACGGAUAUUAAAUUGUAUAGUAUGAAUUAUAUCGAUUUUGUAAAGCUAAUCUUCUUAAACAUGAACUAAAGGAAGGAAACAGAGCAAAUUUUGAAAGUCAAUAAAUAUUCAAUCUCCUUGAUAAAUAAUCAUAGCAUGAAUGGGAACAAACAUUUUCAACCGAGAUGUAUUAUUUUAUGAAAUGAAAUAUCAUGAAAAAUUGAAGUGUUACUGGUACUUACCUCAUAGAAUAGAGAAGAUUAUAUUUUUUGUCAUUUCAGAUUUUUCUCCUCCUAAGCUCAUAGUAGUCUUAUACUGUGAUCUGGCUUUUAAUCAUGUAGGCAUAAUAAUGUAAGCCUUCCUUCUAUGGUAUAAAUUUCACUAACGAGUCAAAUAAGAUCAUCCAUUAAAAUCGAAUUCACAUUCACUAACUUUUUCUAUAGGAUCCAGGUUUUUAAUAAUAUCAUGUGACUCAAGGUGAAAAGUUAGGAUGUUCUUCAAUAAGUCAUAAUUCCCUCACUCCUUUAUUUGAGAAGCGGAUACUCUUAUAAAUAUGUCACUUUUAAAUUUCUGCAUAUGCGCACAUUUUAUAAAAAAUGAGCUCCUUAUAGUGCAUAUGUGCAGAAAUAUUUAGAGAUGAUGAAAUUAAUUCAAUGUUAUACAUUUAAAUUGGGUUUGGCCAAAAUUGAGCUUCAAAAAUGUAUAUGAUUAGUUAAUAUUGAUGAAUGAGAGUUACGAUCCAUUGACUAAAUUUAUCAGAACUCGACCCUCGACGAUGUUCAAUUGGACUUUUGAAAACUGAGUGUCAAAACUAUUAUAAUGAUUUUAUAUACUGUACAGUGGGACAAAGUGUACUCAUUUAAAUUAUGGCAUUGUCAUGAAUUGCUCAAAAUAUUUAAUUACAAUUAUCAUGAUUAAAAUUAUAAUUAAUUUAUAAUCUCAUCAAUUCUCUACAAAUUGGGAUAAAAAUGAUCAUGCCAUCUCUCUCGCUCCAAGAUUUUUUUAAUUUUUGUACCAAAGAUGAGUAUAAUUAUUACCUACUCAAUUAUUGAUAAAAACUGUCAAUAAAUUGAAUAUGAGUAGCAUCUGCUGGAACAAACUGACUGUAUCUUUUAUUUGAUGUUCUAUUUGUAGAGUAUUUUAUAGAAUGUGAACAUUCUUAUAGGAAUUUCAUGCCAUUCCUUCGUUUUGUAAUCACAGUGAUGGUGAGAGUUUUAUGUAAUAGAAAUAAAUGUCUUCUAGUUUGCUCUGCGAGAGGUACAAAUUUAAUUAUUUAUCUACAAAAUUAUAAUGGAAAUAAUGUAUCUGGAACUGGAUACUCUAUUGUGCUGUAAUAAAGAUAUUUAUCUUUU
Molecule: messenger RNA, 8462 nt
Organism: Nilaparvata lugens (brown planthopper)
Lineage: Eukaryota; Metazoa; Arthropoda; Insecta; Hemiptera; Delphacidae
Gene: Dop2R
Product: dopamine D2-like receptor
Exons: 8
Coding region: 2791-4434 (547 amino acids)
Biological process (GO): adenylate cyclase-activating adrenergic receptor signaling pathway
Cellular component (GO): membrane
Molecular function (GO): G protein-coupled receptor activity; dopamine neurotransmitter receptor activity, coupled via Gi/Go
Source: RefSeq, a predicted model, not a curated record